This is a messenger RNA of Enterobius vermicularis (human pinworm), 585 nucleotides long. Lineage: Eukaryota; Metazoa; Nematoda; Chromadorea; Rhabditida; Oxyuridae. The record is from the annotation of a GenBank genome assembly.
AUGGUUACAUUAGAGCCAAUUCUUAUUUUCCUGACACUCCUCAUUUCAUCUGGUUUUGCCUGGCCAGAUGCUGCACCAUGUCUUCGUACGACAAUUAAUUCUAUGAAUCCAUUAGAAGCUGCUGAACAUCAAGGAGGUUUACAGUUGACAAAUCCACCUUAUACGAUCGAAGUUAAUCGACGAUGUUAUUGGAAAAAUCAACCUGUACAAUGUAAAUUCUUAAGACUAGACGAUAACGGUUCAUGGCAACAGCAGUGCUUUAGACUAAAGAAUUCUGUUACUCAUUCACACAACGAAAAAAAAAAGGUCAUAACGUUGUGGUGGAAAACAGAAUUGGAUGACACUACAGUGGUAAAAGCACAAAAGGAAUUUUGGGUCAAAUCAGUUGUAUCACCACCCAUCCCGCCCUGCCGUGAGGACAGAACGGGCUCUUUGGCAGUCAAAUUUGUUGCACCAAAACCAACUCCGCCUCCACCGGUAAAAAAAUUUCUACGAAAUGUCAACACAGUAGUAUUUAACGAACUCUUUCUUUUAACAAAACCAUUUUCUAACCGACCAGUCCGAAGAAACUCAGCUUUCACUUAA